Ilyonectria robusta is the source of this 1797-nucleotide messenger RNA. Its product is annotated as FAD binding domain-containing protein. Lineage: Eukaryota; Fungi; Ascomycota; Sordariomycetes; Hypocreales; Nectriaceae. The coding region runs from base 1 to 1797 and encodes 598 amino acids. The record is from RefSeq and is a predicted model, not a curated record. Gene Ontology annotation, molecular function: FAD binding. The transcript has 8 exons.
AUGCCCGGCUUACUCGAGACCCCCUCUACAAACGGAGUCAACACUACCAUCCAUGUCCCGGUGCUGAUUGUUGGCGGUGGUCCUGCGGGACUACUUUCAGCCUAUAUGCUGUCUAAGCUAGGAGUGCAAUCACUUCUGAUCGAGAAGUAUCCCGAACGCCUAGCCGCCCCCAAAGCCCACGCCCUCUGCCCUCGAAGCCUGGAAAUAUGUCGUCAAUUCGGUCUCGACACGAUGGAAAUGCGCCGGCAAGGAUCGCCGCGCGAUGAUGCGUACUGGGUGAACUUUGUCACCAAUUUGAGCGGCGAGCGCAUCGGUGUGCUACCCUACGAGCGGAUGGACACCAAAGUCCUCGAAGCUACACCCGAGAUGAUCCAUAAUAUUCCCCAGCCAGGCUUUGAGCAGUUCGUAGCUAAGGAGCUGGAGAAUGAUCCUAACGUCCAGAUCCGCAAAGGCGUCGCCUUUGUGACUUGUGAACAGCAAAAAGACAAAGUGACCACAACCGUUGAAGAGCGCGCGACAAAGACCCGAUGGGAAAUCACAUCUCGGCACGUCAUUGCCUGUGACGGCGCAAAGAGUCAGGUUCGCAAGGACUUGGGUAUUGAAAGCGAAGGAGAGGAUGGUUACGAGACCAUGAUGACCAUCCACUUCAACGCUGACUUGCGCCCCGUCGUCAAGGACCGAGUCGGCAUGCUCCACUGGAUCACUGACCCAGCUUGCUCUGGUUUCAUUAUUGCAUACGACUUGGGAGGAAAUCAUGUGCUAAUUAGCAACUUUGACUCGAACAAGCAUCCUGCAGAGACUUGGGACCAAAACCUCUGUCGAACUACUCUAAAGGCAGCCAUUGGCCAAGACAUCCCAUUCAAUGUUUUGAGUUACAGGCCGUGGCUCCUCAGCCGCAAAGUUGCAAAGCAGUACCGCGAUCGCAACGUCUUCCUAGUCGGCGACGCUGCGCACUCCUUCCCGCCUACUGGUGGCCUCGGUCUUAACUCUGGUAUUGCAGACGCACACAACCUCGCUUACAAGAUUGCUGCGGUACACCAGGGCUGGGCGGGUGAUUCUAUUCUUGAUUCCUAUGACGCGGAUCGACGGCAGAUUGCGCUCGUCAACUCUGCACAGAGCGUCAAGAACGGCAAGAAGAUCUUCUCGUUCCUCAAGGCGCUUGGCACGGCAGGGAUUGAUGACGUCGAGAAAGCUCGGGAGAACUUGCACAAGUCGAUCCAUGAUCCUGCCAAGCAGGACAUGAUUGCCCGAGAGGUGGAAGGCCAGAGAGAGCACUUUGACAAUCUCGAGAUUCACAUCGGAUACGUCUAUGGCAACAAGGAGACGCCCCCCAACGCCUCAAACUUCACCCCCAAGUUUGUGCCUGGCGCUCGUAUCCCUCACGCCUGGAUCAAGCCCAUCGACGCCUCCAUCACCGACGAGACACCUGCCCUGGACGUCUCAUACGUCAAGGAGUUUACCGCAGGCGAGAUCGCGGCCCGCCAGUACUCCACGCUGGAUCUCUGCGGCAUGGAUGCUUUGACGCUGAUUGCCUCGACUGCGGAGCCUUGGACACAAAAGGUCGACGAGUUGCAGGCGUCCCUGGCAACUCGCAAUAUCAAAGUCCAGCUUUGGGUGGCAGGCGUCGACUUCGAGUUUACUGGAGCCGAGCAGAAGGCCCUGUUUGAGAAGGAUGGUGGCUUUGCGACUGGAGGAGCACUGCUUGUGCGGCCAGACCAGCAUCUUCUCCAGUGCCCUAACACCGAGACAACGACUGAAGAGCUGCAGUCACUCGUUUUGGAGCACUUGGGUCUGUAA